Messenger RNA from Nematostella vectensis (starlet sea anemone), 8807 nucleotides. Its product is annotated as poly [ADP-ribose] polymerase tankyrase. Lineage: Eukaryota; Metazoa; Cnidaria; Anthozoa; Actiniaria; Edwardsiidae. Gene Ontology annotation, molecular function: protein binding; ATP binding; ATP hydrolysis activity. Bases 300 to 7976 code for a protein of 2558 amino acids. The transcript is spliced from 49 exons. The record is from RefSeq and is a predicted model, not a curated record.
GGUGUCGAAGGUUCAGGCUUGCCCAGGGUAGCUAAUACUGUUUGGAUCUUGAUUUGCUGCUUCUGCUAUUUUAUUUGCUGAUGAUCAACUUUCACAUGGAGUAUAAAAGGCUUUGGGGUUUGUAGUAUUCACAGAAGAGCUAAAUUGGGUCCUAGAAAGCUACACGGUGUUUUGUUCGAGACGUCAAAAAGCUUCAUUCAUUUAAGCUUAUUCGAUUUAAAGCUUACUUAUACUUAUUAGAACUUUCAUUCUAAAAUUUCUUUUCUUUUCGUAAUUUUGAUUCAUACGAUUAUGCCGAAAUGCCUUUUCCUGGCCUGACUAGAAAGCUAUCUUCUUUAGCUGUUUUGGUUGAUCAGGAAAGGCAAAACUCCAGCUCUAGACGAGGAACCGCUGACGAGGAGCCACAACAGACGAAAGCACAAUUGUCGGAGUCUCCCGUCACUAACGCCGUGCAAAUCCAUGGAGACAGCAAAGAGAAUGAGGAAGGAGGCGGUACCGACAUCGAAGGGGGUGAUACCGAUACAGAUGUUGAAAACGAGCCUGAAAUCCCUUCAAUGCCAAGCCCGAUGCGUAAAACCGCCAGCAUGGACCAUCUCGGAAAAACUUUGCCUAGAAUGUCACGAAGGUUAAUGUCAAUGAAACGUCGAGGCAGACUCCAGCCCAUGGUGGAGGUACAAGAAGAAUUUGAGUUUUGUGCUGGGGACUGUUUGACAGUUCGAGGGGAAGACCAAGAUUUUUUCCUAUGCAGGGUGUUGGAAGAUGUUUUGGAGGCAGCAGAGAAUUUCCGGGUUUCUUGGUUUAACAGAAUCGAUGAAAAUGUCUAUGAGCCUUCAUUUGAUGAUGUGUGCAGCAUGGUGUCAGUGAUAACCCGCGUGACACUUCUAGAACACAUCAAUGGGACCUUCAGCUUGCCAAAGAAGCAUGUUAGACAGACAAAGAAGCUGUUAAGAGAAGCUUUGAUGGCAGAAAGGGGAGAACAAAUACUUGAUGAGACAGAUGAAGAUGAUGAUGAUGAUGAAGAUGAUGAUGAAAUAGAGGAGGAACCACCGGCUAAGAGAACUCGGCACUCUGCGGCAUCUACCACACCAUCACCACGGAAAGGGCGACAGAAAAAGAGCUCUCCUACAAAGCAGGCUAUGGGAAAGAAGAGGAAGGCUGCUCCACCAAAGGGGAGGAAGGAAAAAGUUGAGGCGAAGCCAAAGGCACGUCGUCCUGGUGUCCUCAUUCCAAAUCCACAGAUCAAGUUACUGGAUCAAGAUCCUACUUUUGAAUCAAGGGAGGAUUUGAGUCUAAUGCCUUGUAAGCUGCCUAUUCGUGCUGUCCUACUGAAUGAUGUCAACAUGUUGAAACAAGCCAUUGAUAAUGUUGAUGAAGUUCACUCAGUUAAUUGGCCUCGAAGUGCCAAUGUUAACAGAUAUGCAAUUCACUAUGCUUUCUUGAAUGGAAACAAAGAUGCCAUUAAAUUGCUCUUGCAUGACAUCGAAAAGCCAAAAAGCCGCUGUGGCCCUCCCAAGAUAAGCCUGUCCAAGUGUGACACAGGAUCGUACAACUUCUACACUUUUGGACAUGGGGUGUCAGAGAUAUAUUCCAGUCGAGGAUCACGAGAGGGCAAUGAUGCAUUUCUGCAUGAUAAGAAGAGAAAAAACAAGGUUGAAAAUUAUUCUCUCUUGGAAUUUUGCUUGAAACAUGGAGUUUCGAUUGACACCCUUCAAUUUGCAAUAGAAGAGAAAUUUGGAAAAGGGAAACAUUUCCAUAUGGAGAAUGUCUAUGAUCGCAUUUGGAUAGCCAUCCGUAGUGGUAAUAUAGAGCUUGCCGGAUACUUGGUCAGCAAAAGUCUAGAGACAGGAUAUUCUAGCUUUAAUUUUUUACACAAAGAGGUUCUUCUCAACAAAACUGAGCCACUGACGAAAUUCAGAAGCCAGUCGGUCAAAAAGAAAUCCUACGACAACCAGGGGAUCCUCCCAAUUCACGCUGCUUGCAUCAAUCCAAAUGCGAAAUAUCUGAAGCAGCUGUUGAACUCCGUCCCAGAGUACAACAUACAAGACAGGGCAGGCUUCAAGCCCGUUCACUACGCUAGUGCCUGCCAGGGCCCUGGGCCACUCAAACUACUGCUCUCCAGAGGCAUAGAUCGCAGUGACCCCGCACCUAAAGGUGUCACGCCCCUGAUGAUCGCUGCAAAGUAUGGGCGCAAGGAAAACAUAGAAGCUCUCAUAGCUGCGGCUGAGAAAUCCGGUCAAGGUGAUCACAGUGAUGAUAACGAUGAUGAUUAUGAUGAUGAUGAUGUCAAAGGCAGUACGCUGAACUUGGACGCCAAGUCUAAGGAGACGAGGGCUGCGAUCCACUAUGCAGCAAGUCAUGGGCACGUGGAGGCUGUGCGAGCAUUAGUCUCCCAUGGCGCCAACAUCAACCUACAAACCGGCAGUUACCGUGGCAACGCCACACCCUUGAUGAUCGCUGCCAUGAAAGGGAACCUCGACCUGGUGAAAGCUUGUAUAGAACUGGGCGCCAUUGCAGACAAAAGAGGCAAACACAACAUGACCGCCCUCAUGCAUGCAGUCAAGAAUGGCCACUCGCCUGUUGCAGCUUAUCUACUCCGCCUGGGCGUUAACCCGGACAGCUCGGACACGUCCGGUAAUACUACCGUACACUACGCCGCGGCGUACGGCUGGAUUCACUGCCUUAGGUUACUCAUCCAGGCUGGCGCCAAUCCGAACUCGUCCAAUCAGUGGAAGACCACCCCACUUGCCGUAGCGGUCAUGAAAGACCAUAUUCACUGCGCCGAGUAUCUACUCAGCCUUGAAAACUGUGACGUCAACUUUCCUGACGAUAAGGGUAGAACUUUGCUGUCCCAGACGCUGGCCAGUGAGAAGGCGGGCUCACAUUUGAUGAGGAGACUGCAGUUCCUUGUGGAGGCGAAGUCCGCUGAUGUCACAAUCCCUGACAUAGAUAAAUGGACUCCGCUUCAUUUCCUGGCUGCUAACUCUAUCUACAAAUCAGACCAACGUCUGUUUAAGGCAAAAUGGCUGGGUCUCCCAGUAGAAGAUGUAACCUGUAAGGAGCCGGAUAGUGACGAAGAAAGCACUCCCUCAGAUGAUGGGGCACACCCAACCGCACCCACUCCCCCAGAGAAAGAGUCGUGUCCCCCUCAUGGUAAUGAUGCUAGCAUGGAGGUGGAAGAGCCCCCAGAGGGUGAUGGGAAGGAGUAUGAUGAUUCUGACCUUGAAGAAGAUUACUUCAAACCUUCAUCAAAAUGGCGUUCUGGGGGAUACUUCUCUCCUCCUCCUCGUCUUGUCAUGUCAAGGGCGCGUGCGGCUUGUCUCGCCGCCGAGUGUUUGGUGAAAGCUGGGGCUGAUGUUAACGCUACUACGUCCAGUGGGGAGACGGCUUUGAUGGUAGCUGUGUUACAGCGCAACUUCCCUCUCAUACGUAAACUGAUCGAGUUGGGAGCAAAACCCAAUAUCGGAGUCAACGAGCAGGGCCGAGGUGUUGUACAUCUGCAAGUGAUGAAGACUGAGGAACUGGACAUCAGGCGAUUUUAUCCUGAAGAGACCGAGGACCAACUGAAGGGGACUGUCGAAGAACAGGAGAAUCAGAGGAAUGAGUUCCUUGCAUCGCAAGUGAGACGCGCCUACAGUGAGUCGCUGAACCUGCUCAUAUCGGCCGGCGCGGACAUGAAUGCCGUAGACAAGGAAGGAUUCACUCCGCUUAUGACGGCCUUGAAAGGGGGUAACGUGGAGCUGUUUGAAGUCCUCCUGACGAGUGGUGCAGACCCGGCAAUUGGUCUAGACAACACUGGGCGAAACCUGAUGCACAUGAUGAGUGGCAGCUGUCUAUCACCCUCGAUGGCUGCCUUUGCAACCAAUGUUGCUAACAGGCUGGACAAGCCCACGAGGACAGCCCUGACGAGCAAGGUUGAUAAUACGGGGUUUACUCCGCUCUUAGAGGCUUGUGAAACAUGUACCAAGUCAGACAACAAGCAGAAAGAGAAGCACGUCGCUGGGCGGGACUUCAUCAAGGUUUUGAUCGAGGCUUUCGAUGCAGACGUAAAGUGCACCGUGGGGGCCAUCACACAGGGAGACCGAGUCGAAUACCACGCUCGGGAUACUUUCCAACUGACUGUAAAGCGGAAGGACGGUGAAAAAGAUAAAGAUGACGAAUACGGAAUGACUGGUAAAUUUACCUGCCUACAUUUCCUCACUCGUCACAAAGAUGAGGGCACUCCCACCUGCCUGCAAGUGCUGCUGGGAAGGCUUGCUGCCUGCCAUGACGUCAUCAAUUCACGUGACCGACAUGGCCGCACCCCGCUGCAGUUGGCUGUGAAAUGGAACAACUUACAUGCGGUCGAGGCUCUGGUCAAAGCGGGAGUCAACCUUAAUCUAAAAUCCCACAAUGCGGAUGAAGACUUUUUUGGGACCGCUCUUAUAAUGGCUUGCGACAAUAAGCUGCAAGUGGUCAAGGCUCUAAUUGAAGGAAAAGCAGACGUGAAUCUCACAGACAAGCAAAACCGAACAGCGUUAUCUUACGCUGUAUCUAGUAACACAGCAACUCCUAUGGUCCAGUCGCUUCUCGAAGCUGGCGCUCACGUGAAUACCGCUGACUCUCAUGCUCGCACGCCACUACACUACGCAGUAAACGCGACCACUGGAGGCUUCGAGUCGCUCACGGAGACAGAGGAUCUGGUCAUCAAACAUGGCGGCGAUAUCGCGGCCCAAGACAUCAAGGGGAGAAUUCUGCUGCACUACGCAUUUGUCAAGCUUAAGAAGCACACGGACGCCAGUCUUUCUGACCCAGUCUCUAUCUGCUCGCUGCUUUUGGAAGCCAUGGCUGAACAUGGCAAGGAUAUGAGCAAACUCCUCAACACGCAUGACAAGUUUGGGCAGACACCGCUGCACCGAGCCGCCAUCCGAGGCGCCACUAUAUGCUGUCUGAAUGUGCUUCAGAGAGGCGCGCGUAUUGAUGCCAUAGAUAAUGAUGGCAAUACUCCCUUCUCACUCGCCGCAAGGCAUGGCCACCACAGUUGUGCCAUGAUGUUCAUUCAAAUGAAUGCCCCCGCAAGGUGUGACGUCAUCACACCUGUCACGCCAGAACAGCGUAACAAAUACGAAAAACAGCGUCGAUCGGCGAUGUGGGUGUGGCAGGAGACGGUCAAUCUUCACCCCCCUACCCCGGUCAUUGUGUCCGCUUUCCGGUCCGUGGUUGAGCAUGGCUGGCAGGGCGUGGCACAUCUCAUGCUGGACACGGCCGGACUUGACUUCAUGGUCGCACUCAGGGCUGUGUUUGAGGCACGAAAGAUGGAUCUCGCGUGGACGCUGCUCAGAAAACAGCGCAAGGAUUCCAGCAUCCAGGAGACAGAUUCCAAUGGUCUCAGCUUGUUGCAUUUGUUGGCGGAGUUCGCUACCACGUUUGGCGACGUCGAGAAUAAGAUUGCAGUUCACUUACUCCAGAGAGGCGUGUCUCCGUCCGCUUUAGACAGCAGAGGGGCACUUCCCUUGCACUACGCCGCAAUAAACGGGAACAAGGGACUUUGCGAACUACUGCUUCGUUACAACCCGUCUACGUUGAACGUGGCUGAUCCCAAUGGCAUGACCCCAUUGGCAUGCGCGUUUGAAACGACAUCCAACCUCGCGACCAGAUUUGAAUUGAUCAAGAUGCUAGUAUCAGCGAAGCCGAGAACAUUGGACAUCUGCUACCAGAUCGGCAAAGAUGAUGACCCGGAUCAAGACUCGACCACGCCCCUGAUUCAAGCAGCUCUCCAUGGCAACGAAAACAUUGUGAAGACCUUUUUAGAUAACAACGCAAGCGUGAAUUUUCCUAAGGCAAACGGCCGCACAGCGCUUAUGGAGGUGAUUCGGGCGAAUGAGGAGGACAUGGCAAAGGUUCUGCUGUACGGGACCAUAGACCGAGCUAAGUGGACUGGUGCGAGUACCUCUGUUGAUAUGAGCGCCAAGGACAAGGACGGGUGGACUGUGGUGCAUCACUGCGUCCAGAAUAGAGAGUACGGCUCAUCUGAGAACGUAUCUAUGCUACGACUGCUAGCGAAGUUCAACUCGCCGCUGACCGCUCCUGAUAACACGGGCCACAGUCCACUUUACUACGCGGAACGUCAAGGAUCCGGGAGGAUGGAAGCAGUACUGCGGGAACUCAUCGGCUGUGCUGAGAAACAUUCAUCCAAGCUUCACGUGGGAGAACCAGAACCUGGAUUCAACUUAACCACAUCCCGUGAUGCAUUCUGGGACGGUGAGGAACCUGACGUGGAUGCUGAUGCGGCCGCCAUGUUGGCCGAGGUCAAAGACGCCAAUGAGGAGCCUGAGUACGACCCUGCCAAGCCGCCUCCUGUCGACCCCGUGACCAACAAACAAAAAACUGGCAAGGUAUUCAUGGAACCAGCCACAGGUAUCCCAUAUGAUAUUCUGAUGACCAAAGUCGAUGUGAAAUAUGGUUACUUCGGACUGAACAACUUCUACAAGAUGCAGGUUAUUUUCGAGAAGGGCAAGAAUCUUUGGGUGCUUCUAACCCGAUGGGGUCGUAUCGGCGAUAGAGGGCAACACCAGCUAACGCCUUUCAGCGAUGCCAAGGCCGCCACGGACGAGUUCAAGAAAAUUUUCCGAAGCAAAACUGGAAACCUGUGGGAUGAAAAGGGCAGUUUUGUGAAGCACCCCAAGAAGUACUCUCUUGUGUUGCCAGAGCGAAACCCUCAGUUUCAUCAUCAUAAACCAAAAGACAUCCUCAAGCCGUUCGACCUGGAGGCGUGCCCGCCCUCCAAGCUGCCGAAGCCAUUACAGACUCUAAUGAAGGCGAUAACAGACCAGGAGUGGCUAAGGAAGUCAGUUAGUCACCACUCGCUCCAGGUCGACCCAGAAUUCAUGCCGUUUGGCAGACUCUCGCUGGAGACCAUCAACAGGGCUCGGGGUGUUCUCGAAAAAAUCUGGGAAGUGCAGAAGGGGAUUGAUACCAAUAACCUACGUGGAUCGGAAGACAAAUUUGACGAGAUUGCUGUGCUGAGCAACGAGUACUACACGCUUAUUCCAGUCGCUAGUUACGCCUUCGAAAGGAUCCAGCCCUUGAAUAGCGAGAAAGAUGUAAACGCACAAAUGGACGCUCUUUCUCGGCUGACGGAUCUCGCCUUUGCCAGCAAACUACUGCUAGCGGCUCAGUACCGCAGCAAAGAUGUGAAUCCGUUAGACUACUGCUUCCGAGCAUUGGGAACACACGUGGAGAUGAUGGACCAUACAUCGGCAGAAUGCCAAUUGUUACUUCAGUACAUCCACAACUCUAACGAUGUCGCUAAGACCUUACGCUGGGGCCGCAGACCCAACCAGUUCAAAGUCCAGGGAGUGUUCAGAAUUUCCCGUCCAGGGGAGGGUGAUCGUAUGCGAAGUCAUGGCGCCGGUAAUCACCGUCUGUUGUGGCAUGGCACCAGAACCUACAAUGUACUGGGGAUUCUAAAGGAGGGCCUACGGAUUGCGCCAGCGCACGUGGACAUUUCGGGACACUCUCUUGGAAAGGGUAUCUACUCUACUGACAGCAUCCAAAAGGCACUCUCGUACGCUAGGGGCUGCGGUGGACGGAACGAAGGGUUCCUGCUCCUAAGCGAGGUGGCUCUCGGGAGGCAGUUUAUCCUUGGCCUUGAUGGGGACAAGUCGUUCCCGGAGUCAGCGCCUAAGGGCUAUGAUAGCCUUCUGCUCCCGACCAAGGAGCGACCGAACCCAGCGUAUGAUGUGACCACGCCUUACGGCGUUACGGUACCCGCGGGGGAAUGGGGCGAGGAUAAGACCCUACAGGAGAGAUUCAAGGAAAAGGACAGUUACCUAGAUCAUGGUCGCCAUAACGAGUACGUGGUUUAUAACGAGGCGCAGUGCACUCAGCGGUAUCUCGUGUUCGUGGGCUCAGAAGAAAAAGACAGUGGUGAAGACAAGGAGAGUGACUCUGAUGAUGAAUCCGAAUCCGAAUCCGAUGAAUCCGAGGAAGGAAUUUAGACACUAGCGAAAACAGCUAGAUUUUAGUUAGUUUAUUUCUGUUUCCAUUCAUAGUCAUAGACUUAUUACACGGGAAGAGCAAACGGCAAUGACAUUUAAGCAUAUAGCACUUCACAGACGCGAAAUCACUCAGUUCUUGUCCCUCUUGUUUGUUCUUGUUGCGGCCGCGCGUUUUGUAGAAUUGUAACGUAGCGUGUGUGUUUUUUGCUUCAGUUUUUGAUAAAAUAAGCUAGUGUACCCGGGUGAUCAGUUGCUAGGUUGGAUCUAUAUUUCCUAGAAACUUCAUGCCUACCAUCUUUUAGGUUCCCGAUAUUAGUUGUCAACAGGGCAGUGUCAUAAUUCAGGGAUAGAUAACAGAGAGUUUCCGAACCUUUACCAAGACAAAGGCGCUAGGGUAAAUUAGUGAAAACAACACAGCCGUACUCUACGAUGGGUCUAAAGGGCACAAUGCACAUCAAUCAUAGCUACGAUAACACUAGGGACGAACAAUGGUGAUGAUCGUGAUGCAUGACAGCAUCGUAUUAUCUGCUGUUAUGAUGAUGGGUGAUAACGAUAACAAUGCCAAUGAUCAUAACGGGUGAUAAUAAUGUCAAUGAUCAUGAUGGGUGAUGAUAAUGAUAAUAAUGUCAGAGAAGAUAAUGAUGGGUGAUGAUGAUGGUGAUGCAAUGGCCAUUUUUUAAAGUUUUUAAUAAUUGCGAGGACAACCAUAGAAAGUUAGUUAGUGAGUUAUUCAUCUUCUGGGGUUAAUAAUUUUUUACAGGUUUUUUAAUUAUACACGGUGAAAAAAUAAAUUAUGAUAAUUGUAUGUAUAUAACAUACAUUUAAAACAAA